Mesorhabditis spiculigera is the source of this 249-nucleotide messenger RNA. Lineage: Eukaryota; Metazoa; Nematoda; Chromadorea; Rhabditida; Rhabditidae. The record is from the annotation of a GenBank genome assembly.
AUGGCCGGGCAGACUGUACCAGCUGGCCGGUGCGGCACCCCGGAGGAAUUGGCGAAUCUGGCCUCGUUCGUCUGUUCCGACUAUUCCAGCUGGCUCAAUGGAGCGAUAAUCGAUUUCGACGGUGGGCAGCAAUGGUUCAACCACGGCAGCUCGAUUGGCGCUCGUGAACUGCAUCAGAUGACCAACGACGCCUGGGGACAGAUCGAGGACACGAUCCGCGGACGAACUGGGAAGGCCAAGAGCAAGAUC